Cyanistes caeruleus (blue tit) is the source of this 3562-nucleotide messenger RNA. The record is from RefSeq and is a predicted model, not a curated record. NCBI's taxonomy places the organism in Eukaryota, Metazoa, Chordata, Aves, Passeriformes, Paridae.
UUCUCUCCGCAGUGGGCUCCGAGGCUGAGAGGCGCCGGGCUGCGCCUUUUCGUCCAUGUGGCCAACACGGCUUUUGGGCAGAUCUGCUUACUGCCAUUCUUAAUGAGAAUGAACAACUUCUCGCUUAUGCGUUCCCUUGACAUUCCUGAAGAUCCCACGUUUAUCCCGGAGGUUGCUGCAGGGGUUACAGAAGACAAGUCUGAGGCUAAAAACCCUUCAGAUGUUAUCAAGCAGCUGACAGAUGCAAGGUCUGAUUCUGCUAGGAAUGGGUUUAGCUUCAAAGGGAUCAAAGACUAUCUGGAAUGUUACCGGAGUGGGAAGCUGACGCCAUCCCAGGUAGCCAAGAACAUCAUUGCCAUGUUGGAGGACUGUGACAAAUCCACGCCACCACUCAGAGCCAUAGUGCAAUGGGACCAGGAGCAAAUAAUGCAGAUGGCUGAGGCCUCCACUGCUCGUUACAGGAAUAAGUGUACCCUGUCUUGUCUGGAUGGCAUCCCAGUGUGCCUGAAAGAAGAGUUCAAAGUGGUACCUUACCGUCACCGAGUGGGAACAGUGUAUCUUGGGUCACAGCCAGAAACAGAAGAUGCUACUGUGGCCAAGAAGCUGCGAGAGGUUGGGGCUAUCAUUAUUGGGGUCUCAAACAUGCAUGAACUAGGGACUGGAACAACUGGAUGCAACCCUAAUAGGUACCACAAGAUCCCUAGGAAUCCCUACAAUGCUAACCACUUCACAGGUGGGAGCUCCAGUGGGUCAGCAGCAGCUGUAGCAGCAGGUCUCUGCCCCGUGGCUAUUGGCACAGAUGGAGGAGGCUCUGUGAGGAUUCCUGCUUCGUUCUGUGGUGUGGUGGGGCUGAAAGGUACAUUUGGGCGCAUCAGUUGUCAUGGCAGUUUGCCACUCUCCUACUCCACAGUCAGCGUAGGCCCUAUCUGUACAUCGGUAACAGAUGCAGCUAUUGUUUACAGUAUCCUUGCUGAGCCAGAUCUGCUCUAUCCAUAUGGACUAAAACAGCCCAAAGCAACCCUAUCUGAUAUGUGUGCUCCUGACCUGAAAGGCUUAAAACUCGGAGUGGACUGGACAUUUUUUAAGGCAUGUGAUGCUGAAAUCCUGUCUGCCUGUGAGAAAGCCGUGAAGCACCUGCAGAGUUUGGGAGCCAGUGUGGUUGAAGUCUCUCUUCCAGAGAUGGAGGAAGCACGAGUGGCACAUGUGAUCUGCAUUCUCAGUGAGAUGAGGGACUUCCUGCAACCUGACUUCAAUAAACAUUUCCAUGAAAUGAAUUUGGAAACUCGGGCUAGCCUGGCUUUAGCUUCCCAGUUCACAGCUUUGGAUUAUAUUAAGGCAAAUCGACAGAGAACUCGGUCCAUGAGAUUUCUGCAAGAGAUCUUCAGCACUGUGAACUGUAUCCUUACACCAGCUGUUCCUUGCACUGCCCCAAGAAUUUAUGAAUCUGACCUCUUGACUGGGAGCAGCGAUAUGUCCUUCACAGUCCGGUCCAUGAGGUUCAUGCAGCUUGGUAACUUCACUGGUAUUCCAGGCCUUGUGGUCCCCAUUGGAUAUUCUACUGCCGGGCUUCCGAUUAGCCUCCAGGUCAUGGCAAAAUGGUGGGAUGAAGCUGUUCUUCUGAGGAUUGGCCUAAAGCUAGAGCAGUUCCGUGACCAGACCAAAAAACCAUCCAUUUAUUAUGACAUCCUCGCAUGAUGGACCAACCAAGAUGGGGAACAAGUCUGGUUUUUUUUUCCUAGUCUGACCUGACCAAGUAUUAGAGUGAACUUGUUUUCAGUGAUUAUCAGAAUAAGGCUUAAACGCAGGCCCAUGUGAGCAAUGAGGACAAACUGCUGAUCCAGUCAGGCACUGAGGCUGAGCAGACACUUCUGCUCUGUGCCUGGUGGAUGGAUAUAUUAGGGAGAUUAACUGUGCUAGCUAGUUGGGCUUUUGCCAACAGGAGAAACUGCAACUAUCUUCUACAAUUUCUUCCCAUGUAGGGGUCCUGUGCACAGGUGGAAGUUGCAUCUGCAGGACUGCAUGAAGGCCAUUCACACUACUGUACAGGGCAAGGUACAACAACCUUCUCAUGGAACUCCUCCAGGACAGAACAAAGGUCCUGUUUCUGAAGGGGAAAGGCAGCAAACACUGCCUAGCACCCUUGGAAUGAGGAGGAUCUUAACCCACCUGCAUUUAGGCAGCAUUUGUUUUGGCCCUGUACUCAGGCACUGGGAGCAAACCACAAAGCAUGUAGCUAAGGAGGUGUUGCUGUGCCUCUGUCCCUUGCGCUGCCAACAGUUCAAGGUCAGCCCAGCAGCUGCACGUUUGGGUGUGUCCCAGAGUCCUGCCUCCCUUGAGCCUGGCACGCAAGGGGAGGAAAAGCCACACCAUGAACCAUCCUUGACUGCACCCCAAAGCCCCGGUGCAGUGUUCUGGCUUUCUUUUGCACUUCUCCAAUUCCUAAGCUAAGCCUUGGAGAGCCUCUUUUCUCCUGCUGGUUGAUUAUAUAUAAGCCUAGGUGUCCAAGUGGAAGAAGCCACUGGAUAAUGCUAUGAAAUACUGUUCAAGGGGUGCUGAGCCAGCUAUUUGGAACAGGUGGAAUCUGUAGGAAGCACUACUGAGCUACUACAAAAACUGAAGCUGGAUGCAAGAAGGGUGUUGCACAAAGCCACAUGCAGCAAAGAGCCUGCUCUAGAUAAGAAACCAACCUUCUCUUAUCUUUAAAUUACUUCCUAAAAUAAUCAAGGUAGACACAGAUUAUUGCAUAAAGCAUGACAUGGCUGUAAGCCAUCAUGUUAUUUUCUUGAAAGGCUCCAGACUGUAAAUUCUCUAGUACUUUUGUCCUGCCAGCAACAUUAGGAAAGCCUUUAGGAGCAACUAAACCUAAGCAUUUAUGUUUAUUUUGGGGUGAAUGCUCAGAGGCACUUCCUGUUGCCUGCCUUAUUAGGCAUCCUGGACUUGUGAUCAGGCUGCUGGAGCAGCUGUCCUACAGACAGCAGAGAUCACUGUAUUCUUAUGUAGUUUGGAAGGAAAGAAGAAACAGAAAGAAAUUGCAGUUUCUCCCAAACUCAGUACAAUUCUGGGAUUUUUCUUUCCCAUACCUACAUCCUCUUUAACCAGAGCUAGCACUUUACUGAUGGCUGAAAUUGUCAGAUGGCAUCUGCAUGCAAGAAGAUUGCAUUGCUGUCCCCUGCCUAAUUACCUGAGUUAAAACAUCAGCUCCUACCAUCAUGCUGUCACCAGCAUGCACAGUUAAUUGUACGGUUGACAAUGCUUUUUAUCUUGUAUUCCUCUAUGGGAAAUUGCCACAACUGUUUUUUUCACUGGAGUCUAGUAGAGUGAGGGAGGAGGUUGCUAGGAGGAGAGAGGCUAAAGUAAACGGUUGUUUUUUAAAGAUACCUGCAUCUUCCAAGCAGUGGGAAGAAGAAAGAACUGAGUUUUUACUGACUGACAGUAACUCAGCCUCUCUUUUCACACACUGCUUCCUUACUUUGCCUAAACGUAUCUCAUCAAUGCCCAUUUCCAGUGCAAGACUUUCCUAGUACUGAGGUCACUAAAAUAAACUUGACUCAUCCUGGUGAAA